AUGGCUAUUACGUUUCCAUGGAAUCUCCAACACCUAUGGCCAUUCUCUACGACCAAAUUCGACGAACUCAAAUCAUCAAAACAACUUGUAAACAAACUCAACAUCCCGGAUCAAACUAAACAAUUUGUAUUUGCAUUACGCGAUCCAAAUACUCAAUCCAUAAUUUACAUUCUCUCUUCUGUCGACUUAUCAGAACAAUCAUCUGUCGAUGCAAACUCUCUCAUCAAUGAAAUUAAACCUGAUGCUGUUAUUGUUCAAGCUGGCAGUCUUUUCCAUUUUGAUGAAGAAGAUGAAAACGAGGUACCUACUUCUGCUUUCGGUGUUAUUAAAUGUUGUUUUGUUGAUAAAAUUGGUAGAGAUAAAUAUGAGAGUGUUGCUGCUGAUUUUGUUCUUAAGCAGAUUUUUGGUACUGGUUUUAAUGGUCCUUUAUUAGCUGCUAAAAAAGCUGCUGAAAAUGUCAGUUCAUCCUUCAUUGUUGUUCGAUUCCCUUUAGGAAAUUCUUAUGAAAGUAAUAACGAGAAUGAUAGUAAAAAUAAUAAUAAUUCUACUGGAUUUGAUGCUGAAAACCGUUUUAGUAGUAUUGUGAAUAGUUUGUUUCCUCGGCAGCAUGGUGCUGCUUCUUUAGCUUCGAUCGGUAUGAAGAGAUUUUCUCUCAAUAAAGAUGUUAGGAUGGUGUUGGCAGAGGAUUUAUCUGGCCAUGUCGAUCCUGUUUUGAUUGGUGACAGUAAAAAUUAUUCGGUUUCUGAGGGGGGUUUGGUUGAAAUUCAGCCAACGGAUAGCUAUAAUACUCCUGCAUUUGCAGAGGAUAUAUAUCCUUUGCUUGAGCAGUUGAAUGAUAUGUUUUCUGAAUGGUGUAGAGAUGCUAUUUUUUCUGAUUUACCAUCAACGGCAAAUGCAUUGGCACACGCGCAAAAGAUGUUGUUGGAUGUGAACAGAGGGGAGGUUCUCGAUAAUAAAUCUGUUUCUGAGGUUUAUACUUUCCGAAUUGCCGUUGAGGGGAUUAGAACAAUCUUAAAUAAUGAGGGGAUGCAGCCUAUUGGCGAGAAAGACGUUUCCACGUCUAAUAAGAUUGAGUUCUCAGAGCUUCCAGAUGAUGACAAGUCAGAAGUGUUGUUUGCACAGGCCAUUCGUAGCCAGACUGAUAAGUUUAAAACCAUUGUCGCAGUAGUUGACGCGAGUACCUUAGCAGGUAUCAGGAAACACUGGGAUACUCCUCUUCCGAGUGAAGCUAAAGAUAUUGUUGGAGAAUUAAUCAUGGAUUCUGAUGGUAAAGGGGUUGGUUUAAAUCAUGGUGACAUGAAUCGGUUGUUAUCGGAUAGACCUGCGGUGGCGGUUGGGGCUGGAGCAACAGCAGUUUUAGGAGUUUCUUCUCUGACAAAGGUCGUUACUUUCAAAAUUCCAGCUUCACUCAAGAUUGUACUAAGCCAGAUGCAGAAACUACUGAGUGUUGCCGUUGGUUCGUCUAAAGUUGUGGCACCUGGAUUUGCAACUUCUAGAGUGGUUACUCGAAGUGUUAUAGCCUCUGCUGAAAACACCAGUGUUUCAGCGAUGACAACAUCAUUCUAUGAAAUAAUGAGGAAGCGAAAGAUGCAGCGUGUUGGCUUCUUGCCUUGGACUACAUUUGCAGCCAGCGUCGGAACUUGCACAGGCUUGUUUUUGUAUGGUGAUGGGAUUGAGUGCGCUAUUGAAUCUCUCCCUUCCGCCCGCUCAAUUGCCAGUUUGGGUCGUGGAAUUCAAAAUCUUCGCGAGGCAUCUCAGACGGUGAUGCAAACAGAAGGAACCAGACUCCAAAAAUCAAUAGAAUCUCUUGUAAACAGACUAAGAGGGGCAAGGGGUCAAUAG
Messenger RNA from Trifolium pratense (red clover), 1842 nucleotides. RefSeq lists its product as uncharacterized. The record is from RefSeq and is a predicted model, not a curated record. The transcript has a single exon. The coding region runs from base 1 to 1842 and encodes 613 amino acids. Lineage: Eukaryota; Viridiplantae; Streptophyta; Magnoliopsida; Fabales; Fabaceae.